AUGAAGCUCUCCUCAACCGCGGGUGCUCUGGUCACCAGCCAGGCGGCCUACGCUGCCUCCGCUAUCGAUUAUAAUGCAGCCCCCCCAAACCUUUCAACUCUGGCCAAUGGCUCUCUGUAUGAUACAUGGAGACCUAGAGCUCAUAUUCUCCCACCAGCCGGCCGAAUCGGCGACCCGUGUGCUCAUUACACUGAUCCCGACACCGGUCUCUUCCACGUUGGCUGGCUGCACAAUGGCAGUGGUAUCUCAGGUGCCACGACCGAUGAUCUGGUCAAAUACCGUGAUCUGAAUCCUAAUGGAGGCCAAAUUAUCAUACCUGGUGGCAAGAACGACCCUGUAGCGGUCUUUGAUGGCUUCGUAUUCCCGAAGGGAAUUGACGACAAGCCCACCCUUUUCUAUACCUCCGUCUCGUCGCUUCCAAUACAUUGGUCGAUCCCCUACCACCCUGGAGCCGAAUCCCAAUCCUUAGCCGUCACAUCCAACGGCGGUCGCAAUUUUACCAAACUUGAUCGCCCACCGGUCAUUCCCCUCCCUCCGUCGGACAGCAAUGUGACCGCUUUCCGGGACCCCUUCGCUUUCCAAAGCCCGGAGUUGGACGCUGCCGCGCACAGUGCCCCGGGUACCUGGUACACCACCGUCUCUGGUGGUGUCCACGAACAGGGCCCUGGUCAGUUCCUCUAUCGUCAAGACCAAAAGGAAAUGAGCCUCGAAAACUGGGAGUAUCUGGGCUUGUGGUGGCAGGAGAAGGUCAACAGCACUUGGGGGAACGGCGAUUGGGCUGGAGGAUGGGGUUUCAACUUCGAGACUGGUAACAUCUUCAGCCUGAACGAUGAAGGUUACAGCCUUGAUGGCGAGAUCUUCACAACCUUGGGCACUGAGGGUUCUGGAGCUCCUAUUGUGUCCCAGGUGUCGUCCAUUCACGAUAUGCUAUGGGCUGCUGGCAACGUCUCUAACAACGGAAAUAUCACUUUCACACCAACCAUGGCUGGUGUCUUAGACUGGGGUGCUUCUGGCUAUGCUGCCGCUGGUCAGAUUCUGCCUGCAACCUCCCAGGUGUCCACAAAGAGUGGCGCUCCCGAUCGUUACAUUUCGUUUGUCUGGCUCACUGGUGACCUGUUCGAGCAGGCCAAAGGGUUCCCACUUUCACAGCAAGACUGGGUUGGUACCCUUCUGCUUCCUCGUGAGCUUCACAUCAAGACCAUUUCCAACGUGGUUGACAAUGAGCUUGCGCGGGAAAGCGGAUCGUCCUGGCGUGUGGAGCGUGGGGAGUCUGGCAUUGAACUGAAGACCCUGGGAAUUGAAAUUGCUCGGGAGACGCGUGAAGCUCUCAUGUCUGGACCGAAGAUCACUGAGCCGGAGCGUACAUCGAAGGAGGCUGGCCUCGUGCCCUUCCAGGUCUCCCCGACUACCAAGUUCUAUGUCCUGACUGCCAAGCUGUCCUUCCCUCGCUCUGCCCGUAACUCUGAUCUCCAGGCUGGCUUCCAAGUGUUGUCAUCUGACCUCGAAAACACCACUAUUUACUAUCAGUUCUCCAACGAAUCGAUCAUCGUCGACCGCAGUAACACCAGUGCUGCAGCAAAGACCACUAAUGGAAUUGUCAGCACCAAUGAGUCCGGACGCCUCCGGUUGUUCGAUCUGCAGGGUGAUACCCAGGAGAUGGAGACUCUGGACCUUACGAUCGUUGUGGACAACGCCGUCCUUGAGGUCUAUGCCAAUGGACGCUUUGCCCUGAGUACCUGGGCUCGUUCCUGGUACAAGAACUCGACUGACAUCAAGUUCUUCCACAACGGUGCGGGUGAAGUGACAUUCAGCGAUGUCACUGUCUCCGAGGGCCUUUUUGAAGCCUGGCCGGAGCGUGUUUAA
This is a messenger RNA of Aspergillus nomiae NRRL 13137, 1863 nucleotides long. Its product is annotated as glycoside hydrolase family 32 protein. Gene Ontology annotation, molecular function: sucrose alpha-glucosidase activity. Gene Ontology annotation, biological process: sucrose catabolic process. The transcript has 2 exons. The coding region runs from base 1 to 1863 and encodes 620 amino acids. The record is from RefSeq and is a predicted model, not a curated record. NCBI's taxonomy places the organism in Eukaryota, Fungi, Ascomycota, Eurotiomycetes, Eurotiales, Aspergillaceae.